AUGGUUGGGCCUAAACCAUCCUCCGACUCCUUCCUUCGAGACUUAAUUGGCGGGCGCUACCGCCGAGUGCGGCUGAUCGGGCGCGGAUCGCACGGCACGGUGUGGGAGUGCGAAGACAUUUGCACGUCCCUCCGCGUCGCGUGCAAAUCCAUCCCGCACGUGCCGCGCGAUUCGACGCACCCGCAAGCUCCGGUGCGCGUUGACGACAUCUGUACGGAGGUCUGCGCUUUAAAGAAGGUCGGGGGGCAUAUUAAUAUCGUCGGUUUAAUCGAGAGCACGGGCGCGCUUCCGUCGCGCGGAAAGGAUGCUUCCGCCGCGCCUGCUUCCCCGACCGCCAAAUUUGGCGCAACGUCGCUCCCUGCUUCCCCCACUAAAUCCAACCUACGCUCCGCUGCCUCUCCGUCCUCCGCCGAUUUCCGCGCUUCCCCCUCCUCUCCCGCACCCCCAUUCUCGAACGCCACAAUUGCCCCCCCUUCUCCGCCCGCCUCCCCUUGCACUCCCCCCUCCCCCUUGCGCAACAAGAGCCCGCGACCCUACAAAUCCGCAUCCGCACUAGGCGGCUCUUCCGCGUGUGGGGCAAACGAUGGCGCACGCCUUGGCGGAAGCUUUGGCGCGAACCGUAGCGCAAGCCUUGGCGGAAGCUCCCCGCUGGGGGAAGAUUACGUGGGCGCGGAGCGGCAGAUUGUGGGGGUGAAACUCGCGGAUUUUGGGGUUUCCGCGAUUCUGAAAGGGGGGAUGCGCGAGCUCCGCCGCAGCAGGGGCGCGGGGACUCCCGCGUAUAUGGCGCCAGAAAUGGGCUGGCAGAAGCGGGGGGGCGGGCGGGGCAAAGCAGUGGGGGAGACGGGAGAGCAGGAGAACGCUGGAGGAAUGGGUCUGAACGGCAGGGUAAAUAACCCUACUUCUUCGGAUCUGCCCGAGUAUGGCGUGAAGGCAGACGUGUGGAGCCUCGGGGUUACCCUGUGCACAAUUUUGACUGCCCGGAUUCCAUCCCAUCCUGUAGACUUCUCAAAACCGGAAUGGGAGGGGGUUUCGGCAGACGCAAAGGAUCUGGUCCGUCGGAUGCUGGUGGUGGACCCGGAUCAACGGCUGAGCUCGUUCGAGGUGCUGGAGCAUCCGUGGCUGAACCAGACGGCCGUUCGAUCGUUGGACCCGGCCGUGCGCUGCCCCCACCUGCUCUCGCCCUCCCUGCCUGGCGAAACUAGUGGUAACCAGGUUACGCGGAUCGUCUGCAUGUAG
Molecule: messenger RNA, 1236 nt
Organism: Closterium sp. Yama58-4
Lineage: Eukaryota; Viridiplantae; Streptophyta; Zygnematophyceae; Desmidiales; Closteriaceae
Source: the annotation of a GenBank genome assembly